Phyllostomus discolor (pale spear-nosed bat) is the source of this 1008-nucleotide messenger RNA. RefSeq names its product mitochondrial ribosomal protein S5 (gene MRPS5). Gene Ontology annotation, cellular component: ribosome. The record is from RefSeq and is a predicted model, not a curated record. Gene Ontology annotation, molecular function: RNA binding; structural constituent of ribosome. Lineage: Eukaryota; Metazoa; Chordata; Mammalia; Chiroptera; Phyllostomidae. Gene Ontology annotation, biological process: translation.
AUGGAAGGUUUCCUGGAGGAGAAGAUAGAUGAGGAAGAAUUAGAAAAGAUGAAUGGGAAGAGAGCAAAGACUGGCAGGGGUGAGUCAGAUUUGCAGAACCUAAGUCAUAUCCAGAAUCCUAGCUGCAAGAGAGUCUGGGAAGUACACUUUUUAGAUCUCCAGCCUCCGCAGUACGAUGGCACAGUCAACAGGCUGGAACGGAAGCCGAAGGAGAUCACCUAUAAGAGCUGUGCAAACCAUUGCUGCAAAAAGCAAAGAAAAACAGGAAAAGGUGGAAGCUGACAUCAUCUAGCAGCAAGAAGAGUGGUACCAAAAGAGGAAGAUGAAGAAACAUAUGAUGAUUUUGAUGCCAAGAUACUUGAGGUAAGAAAUGUUUCUAAUAUGACAGCAAAAGAGGAAAGAAAGAGAUAAGUCCAUGUCCUGGUCGCCAUGGGAAAUAGCAAUGGAGCCACAGGCUGUGCCACUGGGAAAGUGAGUGAAUGGAUGACCGUUCAGAAAAGCAAGAAUAGAGCAGUUCACUACUUGCAUUAUAUAGAAUGAUAUAAAUACCAGGCAAUAGUCCAUGAUAUCUCUUUAAGUUUUAAAAGGACAUAUAUCAAGAUGAAGAAACAACCCAGAGGCUAUGUCCUCUGCUGCCACUGGGCCAUCAUCACCAUUUGCUGUCUCACUGGCAUCAAAGACAUGUUUGCCAAGGUCUUGGGAUCCCUGCAGCUCGACAUCACCCAGGGCCUCUUCCAUAGGCUCUCUCACCAGGGAAUCUGCCAAUAGCUGACUGAUAAGUUCCAGGAAGAGUGCAGCCCUCUGCCCACCUUGCCCGCUUCACCCCAGGGGGCCUUGAGAAAGGAUUCAGAGCCAGAAGAUGAGGAGGAGGUGAAGACCACCCAGGAAAUCAGCUCCAUAUGGUCGGAUUUAAAGAGAGCCACCCCUGAGCUCCCGCAGCCUCACACACCACAGUGUUGGUGGGGUCGGCCUCUGGAGGAGACUCAGUCUCAUGCUGUGGAAAGUUAG